Drosophila innubila is the source of this 1400-nucleotide messenger RNA. RefSeq names its product serine protease grass. The coding region runs from base 84 to 1256 and encodes 390 amino acids. NCBI's taxonomy places the organism in Eukaryota, Metazoa, Arthropoda, Insecta, Diptera, Drosophilidae. Gene Ontology annotation, biological process: proteolysis. Gene Ontology annotation, molecular function: serine-type endopeptidase activity. The record is from RefSeq and is a predicted model, not a curated record. The transcript is spliced from 4 exons.
UCCGCUCAGAAGGGAAAAGAUCAACAACGAGCUUUAAUUGCGCGUCAUCUCAGAUAUUUCUAAAAUAAAAAUAAUUGGACAGGAUGCAGCUAUUUAUAGGCGCCUUGGGUCUAGUAUUACUGGCCAUACCAACUCUGGUACUCAGUCAGUCUGGUAGUAGCUGCUAUACGCCAGUUGGGGAUCCAGGUCUCUGUGUGCAGCUUCAGAAGUGUCAAUUUGUGCGGGAUCUUCCAUCUUUAUAUGGAAAGAAUAUUCCACGUUCGAUAUUGAACCAGAUUAGGCAAAUGGAAUGCGUUGGCGGACCGGAACCGGGCAAACACUUGUGCUGCCCCAAUCCAUCGGUGAUUAGUGCUCAGAGUGGUACCUCAAGAGAUUCACCUAACAGAAAGUCAACAAUAACUACAAGGCAGACGGAAGAGAAUCUUAAUCGCAUCGAUCCACGUGGCAUGGAAGUGCUCAAGUCAGUCACGGGAUGUGGCAAGAAGAGCAACAUUAAGUUGAGCGGUGGAGAAGCUACCAAAAUUGGCGAAUUCCCUUGGCUGGUGCUGUUGAAGUAUGAAACAUCUGGAAGACAAUUUCUCUGUGGCGGCAGCUUGAUAACCGAUCGGUUCGUCUUAACAGCUGCUCACUGUACCACAAAUGACGCUAAAUUGAUUGCCGUUCGCAUGGGAGAGCACGAUUUGGAUAAGCCCCAGGAUUGCCAGUUUUUUGGAGGACGCCGCAAGGAAUGCUUGCCACCUUAUGAGGAGUUUGGCAUUGAGGCUAUACGUCCUCAUCCUAACUAUAAGGGGUCCAUUAACUUCGACAUCGCACUGAUCAAAUUGGAUCGACAAGUAAAAUUCAAAACUCACAUCAAGCCUAUCUGUCUGCCCAUCGUUAGCGAAUCCAGGGACAUUGCCUACGAUCAGAGUUUCUAUAUCUCCGGCUGGGGCACAACCGAGAAUAAUGAACCCUCGUCUAUUCUUCUAAAGGCGGUGGUGACACGUAAAGAUUUGAGUGUUUGUCGUAACUAUUAUAUCAAUGCACCGGCUAAUGAGAAUCACAUCUGUGCGGUCGGCGAUGGGAUCUCACAAACCUGUAAGGGCGACUCCGGCGGACCUCUUUUCUUCUUAAGUGCUUUUAAAAGGGGAGCACGCUACGUACAGUAUGGCGUUACCUCUCAUGGUGGAAUACGCUGUGGCGUCAGCCAAGAUCAACCAGGCGUAUUUACCUCAGUCAUCAACAUGUUGCCCUGGAUCACACAGAAUCUCUAUUGAUAACCCCCGGAAAAUAAGACCCCUAUUAUUUAUUGUGUCCUUUAGUUAUCGAUGCCAUUGUCAUAGUCUGUUAUUGGCAUUGUUACUGUAUUAGUUUUAAGUUUACUUUAUAAAUAUUACGAAUUAAAAUGCUAAAAGAAAAUA